This is a messenger RNA of Procambarus clarkii (red swamp crayfish), 2291 nucleotides long. RefSeq lists its product as uncharacterized. NCBI's taxonomy places the organism in Eukaryota, Metazoa, Arthropoda, Malacostraca, Decapoda, Cambaridae. The record is from RefSeq and is a predicted model, not a curated record.
UCUCGAAGCAUAAUUUGGGUAAACGGGGCUCCCACGCCGCACAGCUACGUGGUGUCGCUGGCAGCGGUCAGUCCUGGGUAUCAUCUGGAGAGUGACACUACUCUUGGACCUUUGGGAAUCAUGACGGUAAUGACGGCUCCAUCUCUUAAGAAGCCCAACGCCAGUGAACCCCCAGACCACGAAGGAAAUGUUGCAAAUAAUGCAGUCAAGACGAGUGUCGUUGCCUGGGUCUUGCUCCUCACCUACUGUUUGCUCUUGUUCGUGGCAGUGUUCGGACUGUGGUUGGUAGCAAUAAAUUUCGGGUCACCAGUGGAACCGUCACCAAAACCACCAGUGACCUCCCCGCCCUCAAACACCACGCCCAGCACCUAUGACAACCCCUACUUAAACUAUGGGCACAAACACGAUUCCUCCGCCCUGAGGAAGAUGCAAUCGCUUGAAUACAAGACCUUCGUCAGCACCUCCUACCGCUACGCCAACUAUGGUUUGAACCCCAAACUAUACGUGGUCUUGCCCUGCGGUGCUUGCGUCAUAGCUUCGGGAAUAAUCAUCCUGGGUGGCCUCUUCUCCAGGAGGGUCUUUGCUACCACUGCUAGCCUGCACACGUCGUCAGUGCUGUGGCUGCUGACGCUGGUGACAACGCUAGUGUACAAUGCCAACGCCAACAAAAUUAACAAUGAGAGAGACUUCUUCCUGGUGGCGUCUGCCUGGGUGAUUGGGGUACACGCAGCCCUGCUGGUGCUCCUCAGCCUUCAGGUUGUGGUGUCGAUGUGGGAGCUGCGGCGCCAGAAGACUGGCUGGCCAAGCCUGCAGCUGCAUCAGCUUUUUACUCAGGGUGCCUUACUGCUCCUAGCCAGGACGACUCUGGUAGUGUACCUGACCAUAAACUUCUACAAGUCGUGGAUGUUAUUUGGGGUACCAGACUACAAAACCAACCUGGGCUACUGGUCCUCCUCCGUCGUCCGUUACCCUGAGGCCUACGUCCUCCCUUGUGCUACCGCCUGCGCCUACGGGGCUUCCGUUGUCAUCCAAGAUAUUUUUUCUCACCUUAUGGGACCGUUAAACAACCCUCUGAGAGCGUGUACGGCUAUGAUAUGUGCGUUACUGUACAUCGGCCUGGCAGUGGUUUCCUCUCCUCUCUUCGUUAAGGUAGUCAUCGGCUCUUACUAUGUCACCCCAACGCUCAUGAUCUUGGCCAUCCUGACCAGUAUUUUGACCUUCUUGCAAGCCAUUUUGUGCCUCACUGUUCCGGAUAUACUGAGGGAGACGCCGGAGGCGUUCAGUGUUUUGGCAAGAAAUAUAUCCGGGGAGAUGAGUGAAAGGCGACCCAAACAAACGCUCUCCACACUGGCUACUGUGGAGGACGCUGCCUCGGGCACCUCGACCAAGAAACUUCUUGGUAAAAACCUGUCGGAACACUUCUUUUUACUGGUGCCGGCAAGUGUGGCGGUCCUGCUGACUGCGAGUGGCGAGUGGAACAGUAUUAGGAACUCGUGGGGUUCUGUGGUAAUGCUGUGUGGCGACGCUGUGGUCCUGGGCCAGAUCCUGCCAGCCCUGGUGGUGGAGAUGCUCACCUCAGCACAUCAUAAGGCCUCGCUCUGCCUGCAGGCAUGUUACCUGAUUGUGGAGUGCACACUGCUGUUUAUUGGGACUGCGGCCACCUUGUGCGUCGACCGUUCCGUGCUUCCCACAGCUGCAGCUGUCGUCAACUUCUCUCUGGGCUGUUACUUGCUGAACAAAAUGUCGGAAUUUAAGAUGAAACCGCCCAUUACUAAAAGUACCAGUACCACCGCCACUAUCAGCACCAGCACCACUACAGACACCACCACCAGUAAAGCAACGACGAAAGGCAAGAGGUACUUCAGAGGACGUGAUGACGAGGAGCCGCUAACAGAGGCUGGACCGGCAGAUGCGCACCAACACGACCAGGAUGGCCACGCUCCCGUAGUGUCCUGAACUGCAGCCUUUAGGAUCGCUGUACCUUCUGGCGAUGUGGGCUGGAGGCAGUGAUGCCUUACUCUAAUUUAUAGAUCAAGCUUGUUGUACACUCAGAUUGUUGUAUGGGUUUCUGAAUUGCCGUUUAAUGUUCAGUAUCUUGAGCAUAACAAAUAUUUGCAUACCGUUAGGUUUAUAAACCAAAUUUAAAGGUUUGCGUAAUUUGUUACUGAUGUGGUGUUGCCACUUGUUAUAAAUACUGGACGUCACAACCAUUUGAGAUUCCUUAAAGAAGCUGGCGUACUUGAUAUUAAAAGAUUCAGUUUGUUUUCUAAUAAAAUUAUGUACUAUUCUGA